AUGGAAUUUCCUUCAUACAAAGUCAUCACACUAGGUAGCUACGGAGUCGGCAAAACCUGCUUACUCAUCCGAGCCACAGAAGAAAACUGUGUCUUUUCUUCAAACUACAUGACAACAAUUGGGGUGGAUUUCAAAACUAAGCUUCACAACUACAAUGGCCAGUUUUUCAAACUCAUGAUUUGGGACACUGCUGGCCAAGAGCGAUUCCACCAUAUAAACCGAUUAUAUUAUAACGGUUGCAACGCUGUGAUCCUAGUCUACGACAUCACAAGUCUUUUUUCAUUCGAAAAAGUCCCCACAUUCCUUGACGAUUACAACAAAAACACAGAUGGGAGUUCAGCUGUGAUCCUAGUUGGGAACAAAAGUGACUCCUUAAAUCGACAAGUCUCCUACGAGCAAGGCAAAACCCUUGCAAACCAACUAGGAAUUCCAUUCAUAGAAUGCUCAGCUUACACUGGGGAAAACGUAAAUCAACUGUUCGAUAUUCUGAUCCAGCAGCUCACAAAAGACAAUAAACUGCCGACGCCAGCAGCAAAACAAACAUUUGUGGUAUCGAAAACGAAGAAGAAAAAAUCCUGUUGCUAA
Blepharisma stoltei is the source of this 585-nucleotide messenger RNA. The record is from the annotation of a GenBank genome assembly. Lineage: Eukaryota; Ciliophora; Heterotrichea; Heterotrichida; Blepharismidae.